AUGGCAACAGCAAAAUCUCAAGGAGUUACGAGUUCAAUUAGUAGCUCUAAUACAGCAACUGGAAGGAUUAAAGAAGAUGUUCCUACUCUCAAAAAUAAAGUCGCCGAACUUGAACGUCAAGUUGCUGAUUAUAAAAUAAAAUUGGAUGAAUUACGUCGUGCUAAAGCUACAACUGUAGUUAAACUAGAAAAAGAAUAUGUUAAUACAAGUAUUCCUGGAUUAAAUCGUCCUGAAAAGACAAAAUCAUGUGAAAAAUGUGAAGAACUAGAAAAAAUGUUGGAUAAUGAAAGAAAAUCAAGUGCACAAUUAAAACGAUUAAUUGAACAAAAAGAAAAUAGCAAACAACAACAAUCAUCAUCAACUAAUUCUGGUCCAUGUACAAAAUGUUCCGAUUUUAAAAAAUUAUUAGAUAUUGAAAAACAAAAUAAUCAACAAUUAAACGAACAACUCAAACUUGAAAAACAACAUACACAAGAAGAGAGAAAUGCCAAAGAGGAAUUUGAGCGAGCAUUAGACAUGGCACAAUCGGAUUUAAUUGAAAUAAAAAGUGUAUGUGAAGCAUUACGUGUUGAAAAUCAAGAUUAUCAAAAAGCAUUUGAUGCUAUGAAACAAGAACAUGCAGAAAAAAUGGCUGAUUUAUGUAAUCGAGAAGAAGAAGCAAAAAAACAAGUUGCUACUUGGGAACAAAUGUAUCGAGAAUGGAUGGCAACUAUGGAACGAAGAGUCAAUAAUUUACAAGUUACUAAUGAAGAGCUUCAUACAUGGUUGCAUGAUGAUAAUGAAAUAAGUCCACAGCGACGAACAGGUGGUGGUGGUGGAAUAUCAUAUCCAUUACGUGAAUAUAUAUCAUCAAAAAAAGAUGAUGAUUAUCAUCAAACUGUUUCUUCAUUAAAUUAUUCAUCAACUAAAAUAAAUAAUUAUUCUGAAAAUAAUUAUUGUAAUCGAUUUAUUUAUUUUGUGAUUUUUGCUAUUCUAUUAUUUAUUUUCUCUAUACUUUAUUCAUAUUAUUCAUAUAUUGAUCCAACUUGUUUUAAUAAAGAAUGUACAGAUUUUGUGUGCAAAGCUUAUUCAGAAGGUUUCAUCGGUGGUCAAUUAUGUCCUGAUUUAUGUACAACAAAAAGUGUUCAAUUACAAAAUUGUUUAGGUGAACAUAAACAGUUUGAAUCAAGAUUAUUUGAUGAUGAUGAAGGAAAUCAAGUUAUUCGUUGUUAUUUAAAACAUCCAUUAAGUAAAUCAAAUCCAACAGGUGAUCUUAAACAACAUUUUAAUUUUCCUGAAGAUGAAUCAACACUUGAAACACUUUAUAUUGCACUUGAACGACAUAUUCAAAAAACAAUCAAAUUGGAUAAUCCAGAUAAUUUAAUUGAAGAUUUAAUUAAAUUUGCUGAUUUUAAUAAAGAUAAUAAAAUAAGUUUAACUGAAGCACGUAGUCUUUGGUCACUUGUACAAAUAGAUGAAUUUCUUUAUACAAUAUUAUUAUCAGAUAAAAUUUAUAUACCAAAAAUUCGUGGAACAUGUGGACAUAUAUAUGCUAUUGAAAAAGUUAUUUAUCCACAUUUACCUUUUGAUAAUAAACAAGAAUUAUUUUUAUCAUCUGAACGACCUAAUUGGUUUCAACGAACACGAUUAGCUAUUGGAAUAAUUGAAUUUUUUAGUGAUACAUGGCAUUAUCAAGAUACUGAUCAACAUUUAUAUUUAUGUCAACCAUUAAUUAAAGCAUUUGGUUAUGAUAAAGAUUAUGAAGCUAAAAUGUUAAAAUUAAAUCAUUUAAUAUCAUCAAGAUCAAUAUUAUCUCGUCUUCCAAAUCGUUGUAAAGACAAUCGAGAUUGUUUAUAUGAUUCUUAUUGUUAUGCAUCAUGUAAUAUAUCAACAAAUAGUUGUCAAAUGAAACAAUUUAAUAAAGGUUCUUUAAAUGACUUAUGUGCAUUAAUAUCAUCAUUGAUUAAACCUGAUGCUAAUUCAACAUUUAUUGAAGAUUUUAAUUCACUUAUUCAACAAUGUCAACAAUUAAUUAAUGAUCAAAAUAUAUUUGCUAAUAAUCAUAUUGAUUUAAUAUCAUUACAAAUUCGACAAUCACUUAUUUUACAAAAUUUAAAAAAUCUUCUUUGGACAAAUAUUGAAUAUCAAAUGAAUAAAAUAACGAAAAAAUCAACGAAAAAACCGGCAUCAUCACCUACUCAUUCAAUUAAAUAA
This is a messenger RNA of Rotaria sp. Silwood1, 2193 nucleotides long. The record is from the annotation of a GenBank genome assembly. Lineage: Eukaryota; Metazoa; Rotifera; Eurotatoria; Philodinida; Philodinidae.